UGUCACACAUGAAUAAUGGCAUCUCAAUAACAAGGACAUUUACACAGUGGAGCCUGAGGAUUCCCAAUGUUCAGAAAGAUCUAUGGCUUUGAUGCCAAAGAUGCUAUGGACAGUCAAAGCAUGAUUUUUUUUUGGACCGUUGUCAUUCCAUUGUUUCUGACCGUUCAUUGCCUGGUGCCAGUCGGAAGGGAAAGAGGUUUUGACCUGUGCGUUACUUCAAGACAAGGAAUAAAGGAUUUAUCCAAUCAGACCCUCAGCAGGGUGCCUCCUCACCUGCCUAAAAUCACUGAAUAUCUAGACAUUUCCUACAAUAACAUAGCUGAAAUAGAUGAUAGGAGCCUUGUUGGACUAACCAAACUCUGCUUCCUGAAAGCAACGCACUGUGGUCUGAGGUUUAUAUCUCCUAAUGCAUUUGUUCAAACCUCUGGGAUCAAGGUCCUAAAUGUCUCUCAAAACUCCUUGUCAAUUAUCCCAGAUCUGUCGCUUCCUCAACUCCGGAUUUUAGACUUAACAAGCAACCUGUACGACAGCUAUCAAUUGCCAAGUACCUUUCAGAAAUUAACACACCUUGAAUUGCUUUUUCUUGGAAGUGGAAAGGCUUCUUUGGUCAAAAGCACUGACUUCACUGCCCUGAGAAAUAUAUCUGUAAAACAAUUUGGUUUGAGUGCAAGAACUGGGUGGCAGAGUUAUGAAUCAGGAUCUUUGACAAACCUCAGAUCUCUCCAGGAAAUGACCCUCAAUGUGCCUUUCUGUGAGAAGUUUGACAUUUUUAAGAACUUCCUCAUGGACUUGAACAGAACACAGACAACUAUACUAAGGCUGGUCAAAUUAUUUCCUGAUAACUGCACAGUAGCUGACGAUCCUUUUGAGACACUGAAAUCAAUGGAUCUGGUGAAAAAUCUCACCCUUGUAGACACUUGGGUUAACAGUUCUGUGAUGGUGAAGCUAUUGAAGAAUGCAUGGGUCUCGAAUAUACAACAGUUGGGUUUUUUUAAUAUUACUUACAAUGAAGACACACCGGAUGGCUUGAAUUUCUUUGGUCAGAACUACUCAGUCCAUCUACGUUCGGUAAUCUUUGACCACGUGGCCCAUUAUCAAUACAAAUACCCCUCAUUUAACAUAAGCGUUGAGGCACUCUCUCAGAUGACAUAUCUGAAAUUAUCUGGGACGGGCAUGAACAUCUCACCAUGCAACCUGAUAUCUGCUCUCCCUUCACUUGAAACCCUGGACCUUUCAAACAACCUCCUCGAUGAAUCUGGGUUCUGGUGGACAUUUUGUUCUUACACCUCAGUUUUCCCUGCCCUGAAACACCUCUCCCUGAGCCAGAACCGCUUUUUGAGUCUGUCCAUCAUCUCAGAAAAGACCCACCAGAUGAGGUCCCUCCAGUCACUCGACCUAAGCUUUAAUUCCAUUAGCAUUGGGGGCCGGUGCUCCUGGCCGAGACAUCUGAGAGAGCUCAACCUUAGUAACAACAACCUGGGCAACACUGUAUUCCGCUUCCUCUCUCCGCACUUUGAAUGGAUCGACUUGUCCAAGACAGGGAUAACUGCUAUAGAUCAGAAGGUCCUGUUGGAGUUCCCCAGUUUGACACACCUCUUCCUCAGCAGCAACAGUAUCCAGGUCCUUCCUGUGGAUCUCCAUGCGCCAUUGCUUCAUACUCUCUACAUCGACCAAAAUAUCAUUGCGACAAUCUACAUGGGGACAUUUGAGGGUCUUCCUCGCCUACGAACAAUCAAGGCAGGAAACAACCCAUUCAGCUGCUCCUGCGACUCGUAUUGGUUUGUGACGGCUCUGAAUAAAUCCCUGCUUCCUGAUUGGCCAUUGGACUACACAUGUAGCGUGCCACCGAUCCUCGCUGGCAUGCCAUUGGCUGACUAUAAGCCAGGAAAGCUGUCUUGUGAGUUGUGGCUCCAAGCUGCUAUAGCACUGUCCAUUACUUUUGUCAUCACCACGGCUUUGGGCUUCACCUUCUACGCCUGUGACGGUGUCUGGUACACUAAGAUGCUGUGGGUGUGGAUAUUGGUAAAGAGGAGAGGGAAGAAGAAGACAGAUAAGCUACGAGACGUGUCUUUCCACUAUCAUGCCUUCAUCUCCUACAGCCAAUAUGACUCUAGCUGGGUUGAAAGCAUGCUGGUUUCGACAUUAGAGCGCGCCGGUCUGUCUCUCUGCAUACACGAGCGGGACUUUGUCCCUGGCGAGUGGAUCAUUGACAAUAUCAUCAACUGUGCUGAAGCCAGCUACAAGACCAUCUUCGUGCUCUCCAAUAACUUUGUUCAGAGUGACUGGUGCAACUACGAGCUCUUCUUCGCCCAGCACAGAGCCGUCAGGUAUGGAAUUAUUCACAGUUUAAUAGCUACUGACUGUGUGUCUGUCUCUGAAAUAAUGUGUCCGUUUGUCCCUCUUGUUAGUAUUCAGGAAGACUCCUUGGUAUUUCUCCUCUUGGAGCCCAUCCCUCCAGACUCUCUUCCUAAGAAGUUCCUAAACCUGCGAGGUGUGUUGAGGCAGCAGACCUACCUUCAGUGGCCUGGGGCUGGGGCUGGUGAAGAAAUGAAGAGACAGGUGUUCUGGAGCAGUCUGAAAGCAAUGCUGAGAGUUGCAGACAGGAGCAUGGUACUGAAAGAUUUAGCUGUAGACAUCUCUGAGACAUUAUCACUGAUGGCAGAUCAGAGCUAAACAUGGUCAUAGACAUCUCUGAGACCUUAUCACUGAUGGUUGAUCAGAGCUAAACAUGGUCAUAGACAUCUCUGAGACAUUAUCACUGAUGGCAGAUCAGAGCUAAACAUGGUCAUAGACAUCUCUGAGACAUUAUCACUGAUGGCAGAUCAGAGCUAAACAUGGUCAUAGACAUCUCUGAGCCAUUAUCACUGAUGGCAGAUCAGAGCUAAACAUGGUCAUAGACAUCUCUGAGACAUUAUCACUGAUGGCAGAUCAGCGCUAAACAUGGUCAUAGACAUCUCUGAGACAUUAUCACUGAUGGCAGAUCAGCGCUAAACAUGGUCAUAGAUAUCUCUGAGACAUUAUCACUGAUGGCAGAUCAGGACUGAGCAUUGCAACUUUUUAUCUUACAUAAAUAUUAAUGCAUAAAUGCAUUACAUAUCAGUGCAUAUUAUUCUUUUUCUGUGAAAUGUUAAGGAUGUUGCCACAUACCGUCAAAAAAGUCACCAACUUAACAAAACCUUUUUUAUUAUGUUCUGAAGCAAUAUAUUUCUCAUCUGUUAUAUUCAGAUGUUAUGUUUUGCAAUCUCCAAAAAUGAAUCUAUAACGAAAGGCCGGCAUUGCAACAGACUGUACAAAUAUCCGACCAUUAGCGGAACGAGAUUGCGUGAACAGGAGGCACACUAUAUGAGGAAAGCCAAAGCACAAGUUGCAAUAUGUAAGAUCACUGUAUAACCAGCAUAAAUACACAUGUAAAUGACCAGCCAGAAGACAUCUUCAUUUAUUGUUUUAAAUGUAUGUUUAUUUUUUUCACAAAAACGUUUGUGCCUGAAAAAAUGUAAAAGUUCUUGCCGGUUUCUAUAAGUUUGGCAUCAACAUUUUCCAGAAUCAUAAUUUCUUAUAAUGCUUUUGAUGCUUUGAAGUCUUUUCUGUAAAUAGCUUCCUGUUGUUCAUGCACACAUUGAUAAGCUAUAUAUUUUUUUUUAUAUUACAUUUUUUCCUUGCCUAAUCCAACUUUUAAGAUGUAUUGCAUCCAUUACAGAGAUGCUUGUUCGAGUUGAUGUAGUCUAACUAAUUUUGGUCAAUAGCCAACACACUGCACUAGUCGUUCUGAAGGCGUGUUGAGUAAGUGUAGUGAUGGGUCGUUCGCGAAUGAACGUCUUUUUUUAAAUGUCUCUUUUUGGUGAAUGUUGGGAGCCGAAACGCAUUGGCGAAAGGAGCCGUUAAUUUGGAUCCUUAAUUUUUUUUAAUCAAACAGCGAGUUAAGUUCAGAUAAGGUGACUAAUUAUUUAGUGAAGAUUGUAAAUCCACAUUACAGAAUCUAUAAAUACUGUAGAUCGGAAGGCAUGCCAUUUUGUUCCAUGUGAAUUGUUCCACUAGGGUAAUGUCAUGAAAAAAAACAACAGGCGAUAUAAUACGAAAGGUAAGAUAAAAAGUGAUGGAACAUGAAUUCCACGCUCUCAAAUAAUUCUAGCCUAUGUUUUUGCCUUUCCAUUUGAGAUUUGCAUUUUCUUUCAUUGUUUUGGGGUUGUUUUGAAGAAUUUUAAACAGAACCGUUAUGGAGCCAAAUGAUCCGUCUCUUUCAGGUGAAUGGAGCCAGAAGAGCCGGCUCACCAAAAAGACUCAGACACAGUUGAAUGCCUGUGACUACUGUGGAACCCUAACUGUAGAACCCAACAAGCAUAACAGUUAGGAGUUCCAAGUAUCUACAUUAUGUAUACAACAUUAAAUAAUUUAAUAACACAUUCGGAGGGAAUUUUAAGUCUGUGAGUGCAACAACCAUGUCUCUGUUACUAAUACACACUCUCAUUGGUGGAUAUUACUCAUAUAUUAUUAAAAAGGCAUGUUGGGUUAUACAGCUCUGGAAAAAAUUAAGAGACCACUCCAAAUGUUUCUUAAAUCAGCAUCUCCAUGUAUGGCAGCCAU
Messenger RNA from Esox lucius (northern pike), 4581 nucleotides. Its product is annotated as toll-like receptor 6. Bases 67 to 2673 code for a protein of 868 amino acids. Lineage: Eukaryota; Metazoa; Chordata; Actinopteri; Esociformes; Esocidae. Gene Ontology annotation, biological process: toll-like receptor signaling pathway; inflammatory response; immune response. Gene Ontology annotation, molecular function: transmembrane signaling receptor activity; protein binding. The transcript has 2 exons. The record is from RefSeq and is a predicted model, not a curated record. Gene Ontology annotation, cellular component: membrane.